AGCAAAAGACUCAUGAAAGAAAGGUGGGAGAAAUUUAAGGGAGCUAUUGAGAAAAGCAAGGUUUUUACCUUGACCAAAUACCCAACUUCCUAUUGUCACUUCAACAAGGACUUAUCUGAGCAAUACCCAGCUUUUGCUUGGUUGAACUGCUUGGAGGGCAUAAAAGAUGGCGAGAGUUAUUUGGAAAAAUUGAAGAUUCGUACAAGAGGAGGGGAGAGAUUUGGUGUCGAUGCAAAGUAUGUUAGGGUUAGCAUGAUUGGUACAGAGGACGAGUUCAUUGAAUUAUGUACAAGAUUGUCAAAUGCUAAAAGGGAAUGAUGUUGG
Trifolium pratense (red clover) is the source of this 324-nucleotide messenger RNA. Its product is annotated as L-tryptophan--pyruvate aminotransferase 1-like. The transcript has 2 exons. Bases 13 to 318 code for a protein of 101 amino acids. The record is from RefSeq and is a predicted model, not a curated record. NCBI's taxonomy places the organism in Eukaryota, Viridiplantae, Streptophyta, Magnoliopsida, Fabales, Fabaceae. Gene Ontology annotation, molecular function: carbon-sulfur lyase activity.